Messenger RNA from Moneuplotes crassus, 1859 nucleotides. Lineage: Eukaryota; Ciliophora; Spirotrichea; Euplotida; Euplotidae. The record is from the annotation of a GenBank genome assembly.
AAUAAUUACAACAUUUAAAAAUGGGAAUUUGAUGGUCUAAGUGCUGCAAGCGGCAAUUUCAAGAAGAAAAUGAGCUCCUAAUUAACCACAACACUGUCACUAUAGAGCCAGAGCCUAUGAAAAAGUCCAAGCUGAACCCUACUGCACCACAAGUAGAAGUCCGUAAUAAAAGCAAUUUACGAGUCCAGAAUAAAGUCCCAGCUGGUGAGGACUGUAAAUUUGUCAGAAGAAAUAGCUGGAAGUCACGACAAGGAGAUGAGAAUAUACAGUUCCAGAGCAACGAGGGCAUUGACCAAAACGCCCUCACUAAGAGAAUGGAAAAGUAUACUAUUUCUCUACCUCACUUGAAAGAAACUAAAGUUGGGAUUACUUUGGAGCAAAUUUAUGCAAGUUCGAGGCUGAAGAAACGAGAUAUUAUCUCAUGCCAGAAGAGGGAAGAUAGUCUUCAGAGGAAAAAUUUGCAUACCUCUGAGGAAAGGAUACAGUUUUUCAAAAGAGAGCUACAGAAAAACCGGAUCUCUUUUAUGGAAGACUCUAUUACUCUUGUGAUUGACCGGAACAAUAUUGUUAAAGAUACUAUAAAUCAGAUAUCAUCGACUGACAGAUUUAGCUUCUACAAAGAAGUAAAAAUCUUUUUCGUAGGAGAGGAAGCUCAAGAUGCCGGAGGGGUUCUGAAAGAAUGGAUUUUCUAUUUAGUCCAAACAAUUUUGUCAACACCGAAUGAGAUCAAUUUCGGGGAGGAAUUUGCACAGACAAGGAAUAAUAGAAAGUUACUGCGCUCAAAGAGUCUCACAGACUCGAAAGAAGAGUCCAAACGCAAAAUCAAUGAAAAUGCUUCUUUUCGCAAUGGAAGUCCUGACAGCAACAGCUCUAGAGUAAGGUUCCCCAAGAGUAAAUUGAGCAGCAAAAGUGCUCACUUCGGCGAAUCAGAGGAAAGCGAGCUUCUAGACUCAGUGAAAGGGCGAGGAAGAAGUAAUGUAGAGGUCUGCAAAUCUGGUGAUGAGGUCUAUUAUCAUUUAAAGAGCACUGGAUCUUUGAAAAUCUGUAAACUUUUAGGCCAGAUAGUUGGGAAAGCAAUAUUCGAAGACAUCCCUUUAGAACCCAAGUUUACAAAUUUCAUGCUGAAGUGAAUCCUGUCUCAGGAUUUUGAGAUUCAAGACUGUAUGACUUAUGAUCAAAGUCUCUCAAGUUCAUUCACGUACAUAAAGGAGAACGUGAUCAGCCAGUAUGAAUUGGGCAUGAAUUUUACUAUCCAGGAUAAGGACAAAGGCAUUUAUGAACUUGUAAAAGACGGUGAGAAUAUAAAGGUCAACAAUUACACUAAACAUGCAUAUAUAAACCUCUUUUUGGAGUACUUCGGCUAUCAUAAGGCUUAUAAGCAGAUUUCUGCUUUUCUAGAGGGCCUUAAUAGCAUAAUUCCAAGAAAGUUACUGAAUAUUCUAACAGUGGAAGACUUGAAGAAAUUAUUGGUUGGUAAAACAGAAAUUAAUCUUGAUGACUGGAAGGCUAACACUGUUUAUAAAGGAGAGACUCUUCAUCAUAACCAUCCUACUAUUUCGACAUUUUGGAAAAUUAUCUCUAGCUUAGAGGAUCAUGAUUUGCGGAAAUUCCUACAGUUUGCAACAGGCUGAAGGAGUAUCCCUAUCGAUGGUUUUAAAAGUUUGAAAAAUAAUCGUCAGGAGGAAUGAUUAUUUACAAUAAAUCUGGUCAAUGUUUCUCAUAACUUUAUCAGAGCCCAUACUUGCUUUAACAGGAUCGAUCUCCCAGUAAUGGAAGAGCUACAAUUGAAGAAGAGCAUCGAUCAUAUUCUAUCAAUGGAACAAUUCAUCUUUGAUUUUGAGUAAGAAUAAAUUAAUGGU